AUGCCCAGCAAAGGCGUACAGCCGACUGCGCUCGCGUUAGAUGCGCCGAACCCGCUCCCACGUCUCCGCUCGCCGUCUUCGCCCUCUCCCCUCGACUGGAUUCCCGUCGUCUCGCUGCCGGUCCAAUGCAGGCUGGAACACUUCGAGGAGGGACUUCUUGAACUGGUCUUGCAACCCGAGCACAGCAGCUCGACCAUCCUGCGGGCGGAUGUCCAGGCAGACGACGAGCAACCGGGAGAACGGCUCUUCGAGCUGGACGGAUACGCCUGCACGCGGCGGAUACGACGUAGGAUACUGCCGAACAGGCCACAGUUCGACUGGGCGAUGGAGCAGGAGUGCCUCUUCUACGAGCGAACGACGCAUGACUCGGAGGACGACGGGGAAGGUCUUCUCCUCCUUCUCCCCGACUUCGAGCAACUCAAGACGGAGCAGCCCGACGGUCGAUUGCCCUACUAUCAUCCUCAGGCCUCCGCUCUCGCUUUCCGCUUCCUCCCACGGCAAACAGACGCCGCCCUCCUUCGAAUCGACCUGAUCCCGCUACGUUCCCAAGCCGUUUCUGGGCCCCUCCCGCCGACCGACCGCCUCUUCCGAACAUGUCUCGCUCUCGUCAAGUUUGCCGGCAAGCUCUGCACGGGAAAAGCCGACGGCUGGACGAAGCGGAUCCACCAUGACCUUCUCGUUGGCAAGGAGGAAGUGCAGGAUCUGUACCAACAGCUCAAGGACAAAUACAAAACUGACAUCGAGUCUCAAUCGCCUCGGCUCACGUUCAGGUGGAUGCUGCACAACUGGCGCGAGUCGACCGACGCGACGAAGCACGUCUUUGAGGACGUCGCUAUUGCCGCAUGGUUGAUCGUGUUCUGGCGCGGCAUGUACGCCGACUGUGGCGGAAGGCCGCCCGGAGGAUUCGUCGAUGUCGGCUGUGGGAAUGGCCUGCUCGUCUUCAUCCUCGCCGCGGAAGGCUACCAAGGCUACGGCUUCGACCUUCGCGAGCGCAAGUCCUGGGCCUCGUAUUCGUCACCGACUCCCGACCUGCGCGUCCGAUCCAUCAACCCGGUCGACUUGAUCUCACACGCCUUCGAUGAUCCGCCCUCGGAAUUCUCGGCGGACGACGACCUCGCCUGGCCCUUCCCACCCGACUCGUUCCUCAUCUUCAAUCACGCCGACGAGAUGACGCCCUGGUGCGCGCUGUUUGCCGCCAUGACCACUGGCGACCGCGUCGGCUUCCUCAACAUCCCUUGCUGCCUCCACGAGCUCGUUGGUCGAUUCGAGCGACAAGCCUACACGAUCCCGGACGACUACCUCUCGGCCCUUCCCUCUCUCUCGCCUUCCGACACAGUUGACACGACCUCUUCAGUCACGGUAGACGAUCGCUACCCGCUCCUCCGCCCCUUCUACGCCGCCUCCCCCGUCUCUUCUUCCACCUCCUCAAGCGGCGCCUCCAUCCUCGGCGGCCGCUACCACGCCUACCAGCUCUACCUCGCCCACCUCACCCUGUUAUGCGGCUUCCUACCCGAACGUGAGGCGCUGCGGAUCCCCAGCACGAAGAACUUUGGGAUCGUUGGGCGGAAGAGGGUGUGGGAUGUUGCGGGCGCCGACGGGGAGACGGUUGCGGAGGCCAAGGCGAGGGUGCGCGAGGAGGUGCGGAGACUGGUGGAGGAGGUGAAGCGGAAGGGGGAGUGGAGGGCGAGGAAGCCGGAGGGCAAGGCGGGAGAGAGGGAACAUUGA
This is a messenger RNA of Rhodotorula toruloides NP11, 1725 nucleotides long. Its product is annotated as tRNA(M-2-U44)-methyltransferase. Gene Ontology annotation, molecular function: tRNA (uridine) methyltransferase activity. The record is from RefSeq and is a predicted model, not a curated record. NCBI's taxonomy places the organism in Eukaryota, Fungi, Basidiomycota, Microbotryomycetes, Sporidiobolales, Sporidiobolaceae. The coding region runs from base 1 to 1725 and encodes 574 amino acids. The transcript has 3 exons. Gene Ontology annotation, biological process: tRNA methylation.